GCUGUAGAAGAACUCGGGUUUGGACUCGGUCACGCGCCAGUUGAUGUGAUGCUCAUCGAGACACUGCACCUGAGACAGAGCCAUGGCGCUACGCUUUAUCAAUACCUAACGGAUAAUCACUGACGGAUCAAUAAUAUAACCCAACAGAUAUUACUGGAGAACAUUAAAUAUACAAUCCCACGGUUGAACCGGGAGAUUUACCAAACCUUUCCGACAAGAGUUCAACUUGUCUCAGCUCAUGUUGUAUUCGUAUCCGUGUACACCAGCUUCCCACGAUGUGUCCCAUAAAACACGAAUAAUGUUGAAAAUAAAUAAAACGGCGACUUUUCUCCUCAAAGCCGACAGAAACCGAGACCGACUAGUUUAUCAGCAGCACCGUAUAAACUACCGGUCGUCAGUGCGUCUCCUCGUGUUGUAAAACGCAAUAGAAUUGAGCAGAAGUAAAUAGUUACAGGCGGAAUGUGAAAUGUCUCUGUGAGAUGAUGACGGGUUCAUCUCCCAGUGGAGCCUCAAACCACAUCUCAUGAACAAACACGCAGACACAGGUAAACCGGGACAAACUUCCCCACCCCGCCACGCCCGUCACACAUGACCGCUCCAGCCCCGUUCCGGUGGAGCACCGGGGAAGUGUUGUUCGUACUCGGUGGGGUGUGUGGACCCAGAGGAGUGUGUGAGGGUGUGUGGAGCGGAGGUGGGCUGCUCCAAUAUCGCCUUCCCAAAACUGGUCAUCGAACUCAUGCCCAGCGGUCUGCGGGGGCUGAUGAUAGCAGUGAUGAUGGCGGCCCUGAUGUCAUCGUUGACCUCUAUCUUUAACUCCUCCUCCACGCUCUUCACCAUGGACAUCUGGAAGAAGUACCGUGCGUACGCCUCGGAACGGGAGCUGCUAUUGGUCGGCAGGAUAGUAACAGUGAUUCUGGUGGUGAUAAGCGUGGUGUGGAUUCCAAUCCUGCAGUCGGCCAAUAGCGGACAGCUCUACGUUUACAUCCAAUCAGUGACCAGUUACCUGGCUCCACCCGUUACCGCUGUCUUCUCAUUGGCUAUCUUCUGGACCAGAACCAACGAGCAG
This is a messenger RNA of Oncorhynchus gorbuscha (pink salmon), 1066 nucleotides long. Its product is annotated as sodium/glucose cotransporter 5-like. The record is from RefSeq and is a predicted model, not a curated record. Gene Ontology annotation, biological process: transmembrane transport. The transcript is spliced from 4 exons. Gene Ontology annotation, molecular function: D-glucose:sodium symporter activity. NCBI's taxonomy places the organism in Eukaryota, Metazoa, Chordata, Actinopteri, Salmoniformes, Salmonidae. The annotation marks the transcript as partial. Gene Ontology annotation, cellular component: plasma membrane.